Betta splendens (Siamese fighting fish) is the source of this 2622-nucleotide messenger RNA. RefSeq names its product zinc finger and BTB domain-containing protein 5-like. Lineage: Eukaryota; Metazoa; Chordata; Actinopteri; Anabantiformes; Osphronemidae. The transcript has a single exon. Gene Ontology annotation, molecular function: protein binding; RNA polymerase II cis-regulatory region sequence-specific DNA binding; DNA-binding transcription factor activity, RNA polymerase II-specific. Bases 532 to 2541 code for a protein of 669 amino acids. The record is from RefSeq and is a predicted model, not a curated record. Gene Ontology annotation, cellular component: nucleus. Gene Ontology annotation, biological process: regulation of transcription by RNA polymerase II.
CACAGAAAGGAUGUAAUUCACCAGAUUAACCGCGUGGGGGCAGUGUUAUAUUGAGCAGAUCGGUGAGACUACAAGCGACGGAGCCGUCGACAGCAGACGCUAAAUCGACCGUCUUGAGCCUCGCAACCAUAGAGCCGAAUAACGCGGACAGUAUUUGGAGCAAUAACUGGAGACGUAGCAGGAGACGAGCACACGUGCAGACAGUGGGUAGUUUUUUUGAAAACAAAGGCCGGAUCGGCGCCGCAUCCCUCCCGGGUAUUGUCGGAUUAGGCCCGCCCAUACUCCAGAGCAUCUCUAGGAAACCCGGCUACAGGAGACAAUGGACCGCUCCUCAUCGCACCGGAGGUAGACGGCUGUAAAACUUAAUUACUCUCUCUGAGCAGCUGAAACCUGGAUAGCGAGAAGGGUUUACAUUGCUGUUCCCGAGCAGCUGGAUCUGCCAUAAGCAUGACCUUCUCUGCGUUUGCUGUAUUUCCACUUGUAACUGGGACAUCUGUAAAACUUUAACAUCAUUAAGUUACACCCUCUAUUAUGGACUUCCCAGGCCAUUUCCAGCACAUCUUCAAGCAGCUCAACCACCAGCGCCUCCAUGCUCAGCUGUGCGACUGUGUGGUGGUGGUUGGAGGCCAGAGCUUCCAGGCUCACCGCUCCAUCCUGGCAGCGUGCAGCUCUCACUUCAAAGCUCUCCUAAACUCCAAUGAUAGUGCCGAUGAGGACGCGAGGCCGAGAGCUGAUCGAGCUAGAGGAGGAGCCCCCAGUGUGAUGGAGCUCGAUCCGGAGGUGGUGACCCCUGAGGCCUUCUCCACCCUGCUAGACAUGAUUUACACAUCCACCCUGUCCCUGAGGGCCUCCAAUGUGAUGGAUGUGCUGCUGGCAGCCUCGCACCUGCACCUCAACACGGUGGUGAAGGCCUGCAAACUCCAUAUAUCAAGGAAAAACUUCCCAGCGACACCACCGAAAGGAUGGAGGUCAGUGCAACGGCAGCAGCACAGUCCUGCCUUACAGGUGGAGACGUCCGCUUCACUUCAGAAUGUCACAUCUGCCGUGGAGGAGGACUUUAAUAAGGGUUUCGCCACUGAGGUAACUCAGUCAGGUGGGGGUGAAUGUCAGGGGACAAGGAGGACACUCAGUGGUCAGGAGGCUGGAGCACCGUCACCCAAUCUUAAAAGGAAGUCACAAGAGGAAAGGCUCAUUGACAGAAAGAGGUCCUGUGGGCCGCCUGGGGAAAACUAUAAGGAGUGUUCACCGACAAUAACCAUGAGCAGCAGCAUCACAGAGGAGGCAGGAGAGGAGCUGCUGUCCCCAGACUGCUUCAGGGUGAGGGACGGACUCUGGGAGGGCCAGGGCAACGAGGAGGAGGAGGUCGAGCAGAAGUACGAAGCCGCCAAGGGAGAGUCGGAGGAGAUCCAGCUGCCGAGUCAGUCAGACAGCAGAGCAGGAGGUGUGGAUGAGAAGGAUGGAGACGUAGGUGGAGAAACUGUGGUGAAAGUCAAGGUGGGAGAAGAAGGGGAAGAAGAGGGGGAGCAGCCACAAAUGGCACUGAUUGAGGUGAAAAAGGAAAACCUGAGCUCGUUCUCCCCAGAUUUAGACACGGCGUCGGAUGAGUUCCCCCCGUCUCCACUGCAGAGCUGCACCGACAACUUGAAUGAUCAGAUCAAUGAGAAGAAACUGCCUGCAGACAGUCCAACAGAGGCAGGCGUGAGCUCCCUCCAGGCUCAGCUAUGCACAGCGCUUCACACCGAGACACUGAGAGACUCAGGGGAUUUAGGCGAGCACUCGGUGGACGGCGACGGCCUGGACGGCCUAUCAGAGCUGGCCUUUUCCUGCUUCCUUAAUCCCGGUAGUGACGCUCUCGAAGAAGAAGACAGCCUAGCGACGCUCACCGCCGCCGCCGCCAGCGCCACUACCACCGCCAGCGACGCACAGGAACCAGAAGAGGCCAACACUUCUGCUCAGUCCUCUGAUUCCUCCUCUGUUGUAUUCCCUGUAACGUCUGUCCCCAUGCAGCAGCUCCUCCCGACCCAGAGCCCCGGCUUUGGUGACACGCUCAUCCUCCAGCCCGCCCAGAACCCGCUGACAGGGUUCCUCAGCGGCAUCAAGCCUGGGCUCACCCUGGAGGCGCCCGCCGUCCAGUCCUCCAGGCCCGGGAAAAGCCCCGCCACAACCACCUUCCGGCGCAUCGCCCCCAAGGUGCCGUGCGGGUCAGAGGCCAACGCGGAUCCUUCCGGCGCCGGCGCCGCGGAUCGGCCCGCGCUCACCAGAGCGUCGGAGGACGUUCUGUCCAAGUGCAAGAAAGCAGCUGCCGAGGAUCACGUCCUGUUGGUGGAAGGGGAGAAGAAGUACGCCUGCAAGAUCUGCUGCAAGACAUUCAUGAACCUGACGGACUGCAAGAAGCACAUCCGCGUCCACACGGGCGAGAAGCCGUAUCCGUGUCCGAGGUGCGGCAAGCGCUUCAGCCAGUCGUCCCACCUGUACAAGCACUCCAAGAACACGUGCCUGAACUGGAGAGACAACCAGCUGCUCCCGGACGCUCUGCUCUGAACACAACGCUCUGAAAAUAAGCUCAAUGUUAAAAAAAAAAAAAAAAGUUUUAUUCGAUGAAAUAAAAUGAAUUUAAUUAUU